AUUACACCUCUUGAACUAGAGACCACAAUCAAAGAAGCACCCAAUAUAAAAGCCACCAGACCCUCAAGAAUAUCAAACAAAAUGUUAAAACACCUAGGCCCUCAAGCAAAAACUACAAUUCUAGAUAUACUCAACAACU
This is a messenger RNA of Racocetra persica, 139 nucleotides long. The record is from the annotation of a GenBank genome assembly. NCBI's taxonomy places the organism in Eukaryota, Fungi, Glomeromycota, Glomeromycetes, Diversisporales, Gigasporaceae.